Messenger RNA from Arabidopsis lyrata subsp. lyrata, 1724 nucleotides. RefSeq lists its product as uncharacterized. The transcript has a single exon. Bases 571 to 1437 code for a protein of 288 amino acids. Gene Ontology annotation, cellular component: chloroplast thylakoid membrane. Lineage: Eukaryota; Viridiplantae; Streptophyta; Magnoliopsida; Brassicales; Brassicaceae. The record is from RefSeq and is a predicted model, not a curated record. Gene Ontology annotation, biological process: response to photooxidative stress; photosystem I assembly.
ACUAAAAAACGUUUCCCCACAAUUCUUUAUAUAUCUUUGGUAGUCUUGGCAUGGCAAAUGCCAUUCAUGUAUACUAUGUACAAUAAGUAAGUAAAUAACACUCCAUUUUAAAAUACUUUUAAACAAUUUUUUUGAUUGACUGACUUAAAAUUUUGAAGACACGCACAUUCAUCGUUCAUAUGUAGUAUAGAUUCAACAUCCAAGAACCUAACAUGCAAUGUUCCAACAAAUAAAAAUCUUAUCUUAUUAAGUCUCAAAUCAUUUUAGAUUAUUUUUUUGUCAAGAUUCUCAAUUCAUUUGAUUAUCUACACGUACCUAACACUGCUAAGAAGCUUAUGGUCAAAAUGUGGAGACACUGAUUUAGUAUAUUCAGAUAUAAUUAUGUACCUUCUUCUUCAGACCGCCUCUGUAUUGAUAUCCCAACAUGUUAGUCACUACUUCUCCACGCCGACAUAGACGUGCUUUCCACUUCUUCCCCCAUUUAUAUAUAUUCAGAGAAUUCUGACCGUAAAAAUCAAACCUUUUCGUUCAUUAUCUUAAGUACAUCUUCUUAAGAUUUCUGAGUUUGUUAUGUCUCCUCCAGCAUUGAUUGUGUUUGAAGAUGGUUUAAUCCAGAAAUGGAGCAACGACGAUUGGCAGGGUUUCAGCGUUUAUCCCGGAGAAAACCCUAACCCUAAUAUUAAUUUCUUGGUGAAGAAGGCGGCUCUGCAGAACCAGAUGACCGUCUCUCGCCCAUCAGUGAACGACGAAAGCUUCAGAAUGGUCUUACCUCUUGCGAUGUCUCCGCCAAGAGACAACGCUGUGCCUCUUCCUGUUCUUCCCGAGCCGAUGAUGAGACCACGGAAGAAGCUUAGCCACCAAGAAUCAAUGCUUUCUAUACGAAAAUAUAGGUAUCCCGAGAAAAACUUCUACCAAGAAGAAGAAAAUUUCAAGUGCAAUGCCUUCUGUUUAUCCUUCCCUGGGUUUGGAAAAAAACUUGUGAGAUCACCAAAAAGCGAGGAUUCUAUAAAGAAGAAAAUGAUCAAAGCGUCAUCAUUCUCAAAUUCCACUGUCUCACUAAGUGCCUCGCUCGAGAAAUUCGAAUGUGGCUCAUGGGCUUCAACGACAGCUCUAACCCGCGAAAACGGCAGAUUGUAUUUCGAUCUGCCGGUGGAGAUGAUCAAAUGUGGCGGUGGAGAUGUGCAAGAACCAGUGAGUUCUGGUUUCUUCUUUGACAAGGAAACGGGAAAUCUAGCUUUGAGAAGCGUUCUAAAGAAAAGCAGUUCUCUGUCGGGAAGACAACUAAGGGAUUCGGCGGAGACAUCCCCGCAACGCCGUGUCAGAUUCUCGACCACAACCUCGGAUUCGUGCCCAGCUUCGCCACGAACAUGUAUUACCCCAAGACUGUUGAAAGCUAGAGAUGAUUUCAAUACCUUCUUAGCAGCACAGAACGCGUGAAACACACAAAACAACAAAAAAAAAAAAAAAAACAGAGCACUAAGACUUUGCAAUAAUACAUGUUCGGUCUGUAUAUAUCAUUGGAGAGAGAAGUUUCAUCUUCCGUUUAGAUUUGAGUCUCCUUUACGUUCCAAAAUCGAUGAAAGACAUUAUGAGCAUUUGAAAAAUAUGAUAUUUCACCUUUCCUUCAAAAAGUUCAGAUCUUUAUGCUCUGCUUUGUUUUCCUCUGUUUUCUGCAUAGUUCUCCAUUUUUACGAAUUGGAAAAAGUACCCAAAUUUUUUCUUCA